UGCAACAUAACUAAGCAAUAUACAAUACCAACAAUCUCUCACUAUCUCUCUAUUCUUCUCUGACUUCUUAUUUACUUCAAUGGCGAUUCCUGUGAUUGACUUCUCGAAGCUCAACGGAGAGGAGAGAGCCAAGACAAUGGCUCAGAUUGCUAAUGGCUGCAAAGAAUGGGGAUUCUUCCAGUUGGUGAACCAUGGGAUUUCAGAGGAGCUUCUCGAGAGGGUGAAGAUGGUGUGCUCUGAGUGCUAUAAGCUGGAAAGAGAAGAAGAUUUCAAGAACUCGACGCCAGUCAAGUUGUUGAAUGAUUUGGUGGAAAAGAAAAGUGGCGAGAAGUUGGAGAAUGUGGAUUGGGAGGAUGUCUUCCUUCUCAGUGACGACAACGAGUGGCCAUUGAAGACCCCAGGAUUCAAGGAAACCAUGGCAGAAUAUCGAACUGAAUUGAAGAAACUGGCAGAAGUGCUCAUGGAAAUAAUGGAUGAAAACUUGGGCUUACCAAAGGGAUACAUUAAGGCGGCUUUCAACGGCGGAGGAGGACAAAAUGCCUUCUUUGGCACCAAGGUGAGCCACUACCCACCUUGUCCUCAUCCGGAGAUGGUGAAUGGACUCCGAGCUCACACCGAUGCAGGUGGUGUUGUCCUGCUCUUCCAAGAUGACGAGGUGAAAGGCCUUCAGAUCCUCAAAGACGGGGAAUGGAUUGAUGUCCAACCGCUACCAAAUUCCAUUGUCAUCAAUACUGGUGACCAGAUUGAGGUCUUAAGCAAUGGGGAAUACAAGAGUGUUUGGCACCGGGUUCUGGCCAUGCCCGAUGGGAAUAGGAGAUCCAUUGCCUCGUUCUACAAUCCAUCACUCAAGUCCACCAUAGCUCCUGCCCCACAACUGGUCCAAGAAGUGAACAAAGAGGUGGAGCAGUCUUACCCCAAGUUUGUGUUCUGCGACUACAUGUCCGUUUAUGCAGAGCAGAAGUUUCUCCCGAAAGAGCCAAGAUUCCAAGCUGUGCGAGCCAUGUAAAAAAGGGACUAGCUCAGUGCACGAGGCUCCCGUCACGAUGUGGUCUGGGGAGGGUCAGAUGUUGUGUUGCUUUUUUCUUUCUAUGCAGUGGUGUGUGCUUAAUUUAUUGUAAUGGUCGAAUUUGUUUUAUAUAUCAUAUGAAUUGUACUUUUCAAUAUUAUUAGCUAUGUGUUCAUAGGAACUGCUUUCGAGUUU
Molecule: messenger RNA, 1201 nt
Organism: Cornus florida
Lineage: Eukaryota; Viridiplantae; Streptophyta; Magnoliopsida; Cornales; Cornaceae
Product: 1-aminocyclopropane-1-carboxylate oxidase 5-like
Exons: 3
Coding region: 80-1006 (308 amino acids)
Source: RefSeq, a predicted model, not a curated record